CUGGGGCAGCUACCGUUUUCCCCUUGUGUUAUAGAUAACCCUGUGUUAUAAGCAUAAAUUAAUAAACUAAACGUUGAAGAAAACAGAAGGGUGGCUUUAAAAUAUCUUGAUUUCAUGGAAACAUUGAUUUUACAGAAUAUUAUGGCUUACGGAACAAGUAUCCUCCCCUUUGAAUCUAUCUUGAUGGUUAAAGAUUGAUUCAUAAACUGUAAUGACAGCAGUCUCUCGCUGCCUGAGUGUCAAGGAGCGUACAUAUCCCAAAGAUGAUUCUGUUUGUACUCUCUAAAAUAUUGAUUUUGAUAACACUCGUCAAGAUGUCUUCUCAAUACCCAAAUGGAGCACCAAUAUCGGUUUGCCAGACAAUGAUUCCAGGUCAUCAAGGAACCUUUCCACAGCCAAAUCCUGCUCCAUAUAUAUUCAAGAUAAGCUCCAGUUCAUAUAAAAAUGGAAAACCUAUAAGAGUCCAGAUAUUGGGUCCUGGAUACAGAGGUCUCCUUUUGGAGAGUCGUACAUACGAUAAGACAAUGCUCAUUGGCAAAUGGGUCUUCCCACCAAAUGACACCAAGAUUUUGCAGUGUCCAGACAAUUCUGACGGCGCAAUUACUCACUCCAACACCAAUUUAAAAACACAGUCAACAACCUAUACGUGGAUGCCGCCAGAAGAGGAUUGUCCACCAAUUAUUUUCUUCAUAGCAACGGUAGCAGAGUCGCAUGAUGUGUACUGGCUUGGAGUAAAAUCUGCGGCUAUUUGGAAAGAUCCGGAGGCGACAUGCGGCACGAGCCAUAUUACCUGGCGAGGAGUACAUUGCACAAUUGCAUUCUUUCAGCUGGCAAUCUUUUUAGCAUUUCAAUGACACACGCAGAAAUACCUACUUUUAUCCUUUAUAAGCAAUCAUGUAUGCUAAACACAGUGGAGUACGUUAUGUGUGAUUACAAUACGCUUUACUAGCUUAGUGAUACCUUUAAUUAUAAAGCAUCUAACCAAGUCUAUAAGCUUAGAUACGGCUCAGUGCCUUUAAAACUUAAAUUAUGCUUUUAUUUACCAAAACAUGGGAUAUUAGUGCUUUAAAGAGAAGAUUUAUUUACUUUAAAUAUGUACAUGUCAUUUUAUUAAAAUACAAUAAAAUGAAACGUUUGUUUGGUGCA
Messenger RNA from Spea bombifrons (plains spadefoot toad), 1146 nucleotides. RefSeq names its product putative defense protein 3. The transcript is spliced from 5 exons. The record is from RefSeq and is a predicted model, not a curated record. The coding region runs from base 264 to 854 and encodes 196 amino acids. Gene Ontology annotation, molecular function: oxidoreductase activity, acting on metal ions. Lineage: Eukaryota; Metazoa; Chordata; Amphibia; Anura; Pelobatidae.